Molecule: messenger RNA, 378 nt
Organism: Drosophila erecta
Lineage: Eukaryota; Metazoa; Arthropoda; Insecta; Diptera; Drosophilidae
Exons: 2
Coding region: 166-378 (70 amino acids)
Source: RefSeq, a predicted model, not a curated record
AAAAUACAUUUUUUCUGAUCCCAAACAGUUUCAGAGACUUGAACGGGACACACGUGCAUACAUUAUACCGAUCUUCCAAGGAAUUGUUCAGUUUUAAGUAUAAAAAAGAUUGUAUUUUAGUUUUUGUCUAUCCCUUAAGACGAUCAAAGUGGACUUAAUUCUAAAAUGCAAAUAAACAGCGAUUCAAACCAGGAACAAUACUUCAGAAGAAAUAUUCCAGGAAAAGUUAAUGCUGCGGAUUUCCCGAGCUAUUCCAAUAAUUUAUUUAUUGGUUAUAAGCUACAAUUAUUUUUCUGGACAGCAGUAUGCUGCUAUGUUUUCAUGUUUUUGAUUUUUCUGGCAAUAUGUAUUUCGAUAUAUGUAUAUUUUAAAAGCUAA